Cricetulus griseus (Chinese hamster) is the source of this 3144-nucleotide messenger RNA. The record is from RefSeq and is a predicted model, not a curated record. Lineage: Eukaryota; Metazoa; Chordata; Mammalia; Rodentia; Cricetidae.
AUGCAGGAAUGCGGCCGCGGUCGCCAGCUGACGUCACCCUCACCGGUUCAGCCCCGGGCCAGAGCCGCUCUCCUGACUCUGUUGGCUGGAGUGGGCGGGGCAGAGCGGGACCUUUUUGUGACUGACAGCGAGUGGCAUCUGAGUACUGAAGCUGACCUUUGCCAUUCUUGUCACCCAGGUUUCCACUUGAGUGGUACAGUGACAGAACCUGCAAUACAAUCGGAGCCAGAAACCAUUUGCAACGUGGCCAUCAGCUUUGAUCGUUGCAAGAUUACCUCAGUGACCUGCAGCUGUGGAAACAAGGACAUAUUUUAUUGUGCCCAUGUUGUGGCACUGUCUUUAUACCGCAUCCGCAAGCCAGAUCAGGUCAAACUGCACCUUCCCAUCUCAGAGACUCUCUUCCAGAUGAGCAGAGACCAGCUGCAGAAGUUUGUUCAGUAUUUGAUCACAGUGCACCACACCGAAGUCUUGCCAACUGCUCAAAAGCUAGCAGAUGAAAUUCUUUCCCAGAACUCAGAAAUCAACCAAGUUCAUGGUGCUCCUGACCCUACGGCAGGUGCUAGCAUCGACGAUGAGAACUGCUGGCACUUGGAUGAAGAGCAGGUGCAGGAGCAAGUUAAACUGUUCCUUUCCCAGGGAGGGUACCAUGGAUCCGGGAAGCAACUUAACUUGCUCUUCGCAAAGGUGCGGGAAAUGUUGAAGAUGAGAGACUCCAAUGGGGCCCGUAUGUUGACCUUGAUCACAGAGCAGUUCAUGGCUGACCCCCGCCUGUCACUUUGGAGACAGCAAGGCACUGCGAUGACUGACAAAUAUAGGCAGCUCUGGGAUGAGCUUGGUGCUCUGUGGAUGUGUAUAGUUUUAAACCCCCACUGUAAGUUGGAACAGAAGGCCAGCUGGCUAAAACAGCUGAAAAAAUGGAACAGUGUUGACGUCUGCCCAUGGGAAGAUGGAAAUCAUGGCAGUGAAUUACCCAACCUAACCAAUGCCCUGCCUCAGGGUGCAAAUGCCAACCAAGAUUCAUCGAACAGGCCACAUCGGACAGUGUUCACAAGAGCCAUAGAGGCAUGUGAUCUCCACUGGCAGGAUAGCCACUUGCAGCACAUUAUCAGCAGUGACCUGUACACCAACUACUGUUACCAUGACGACACUGAAAACUCCCUCUUUGACUCCCGAGGGUGGCCCCUCUGGCAUGAGCAUGUUCCUACAGCCUGUGCAAGAGUGGAUGCAUUGCGUUCUCAUGGGUACCCCAGAGAAGCACUGAGAUUAGCAAUAGCUAUUGUGAACACAUUACGACGACAGCAGCAGAAACAGUUGGAAAUGUUCCGGACUCAAAAAAAAGAGCUACCCCAUAAAAGCAUAACCUCAAUAACCAAUCUGGAAGGCUGGGUUGGACACCCCUUAGACCCUGUGGGCACACUCUUCAGUAGCCUCAUGGAAGCCUGCCACACUGAGGAUGAAACCUUCUCUGGGCUCUCAGAUUUUACAGAAAACAUGGGACAGUGCAAGUCCUUAGAAUACCAUCAUCUGCCUGCACACAAGUUCUUAGAAGAAGGAGAAUCCUAUGUGACGCUAGCUGUGGAAGUAGCCCUGAUAGGACUGGGCCAGCAGCGGAUCAUGCCUGAUGGGCUGUAUACACAAGAGAAAGUUUGCAGGAAUGAAGAGCAGCUCAUUUCCAAGCUUCAGGAAAUUGAAUUGGAUGAAACACUGGUGAAAAUUUUUCGCAAGCAAGCAGUCUUCCUCUUAGAAGCUGGACCAUAUAGUGGUUUAGGUGAAAUAAUCCAUCGGGAGAGUGUUCCAAUGCACACAUUUGCCAAGUAUCUCUUCACCUCUCUCCUACCUCAUGAUGCUGAAUUGGCAUACAGAAUUGCACUGCGAGCAAUGCGGUUACUAGUAUUGGAAUCUACUGCUCCAACAGGAGACCUCACCCGCCCCCACCACAUUGCAUCAGUUGUCCCCAACCGAUACCCUCGUUGGUUCACUUUAAGCCACAUUGAAUCCCAACAAUGUGAGCUGGCAUCCACUAUGCUAACUGCAGCCAAAGGCGAUGUUCGGAGGCUGGAAACAGUAUUAGAGUCCAUCCAGAAAAACAUUCACUCCUCAUCACACAUCUUUAAGCUUGCCCAGGAUGCGUUUAAAAUAGCAACUCUAAUGGACAGUUUGCCAGAUAUCACUCUUUUGAAAGUGUCUCUGGAGCUGGGCUUGCAGGUUAUGCGAAUGACACUGUCAACCCUCAAUUGGCGACGUCGAGAAAUGGUGCGGUGGCUGGUGACAUGUGCUACUGAAGUUGGUGUUUAUGCCCUGGACAGCAUCAUGCAGAGCUGGUUUACACUCUUUACUCCCACCGAGGCCACAAGUAUUGUUGCGACUACCGUGAUGUCCAACAGCACCAUAGUCCGCCUCCACCUGGACUGCCACCAGCAGGAAAAGCUGGCCAGCAGUGCCCGGACACUGGCAUUGCAGUGCGCCAUGAAGGACCCGCAGAACUGCGCCCUCUCUGCACUGACCCUCUGUGAAAAGGAUCACAUAGCUUUUGAGACGGCGUACCAAAUUGUCCUCGAUGCUGCUACCACCGGCAUGAGCUACACACAGCUCUUUACAAUAGCACGGUACAUGGAGCACCGAGGGUACCCCAUGAGGGCCUACAAGCUGGCUACACUGGCCAUGACCCAUCUCAACCUGAGCUACAAUCAGGACACACACCCUGCCAUUAACGACGUUCUGUGGGCCUGUGCGCUUAGUCACUCCCUUGGUAAGAAUGAGCUCGCAGCUGUGAUACCUCUGGUGGUCAAGAGUGUCAAGUGUGCAACGGUACUGUCAGACAUUCUGCGCAGGUGCACUCUGACCACUCCUGGCAUGGUGGGACUUCACGGACGGAGGAACUCUGGUAAGCUCAUGUCACUGGACAAAGCCCCCUUGAGGCAACUCUUGGAUGCCACGAUUGGGGCCUACAUCAACACAACGCACUCACGACUGACACACAUCAGUCCUCGGCACUAUAGUGAAUUUAUAGAGUUCCUCAGCAAGGCCCGAGAGACCUUCCUAAUGGCACAUGAUGGACAUAUUCAGUUUACACAGUUUAUUGACAACCUGAAGCAAAUCUACAAAGGCAAAAAGAAACUGAUGAUGUUGGUCCGGGAGAGGUAG